AUGAAUAAUUAUAAUAAUAGCUCAAAGGAAGUACAAUGGGUUCAAAAUAUUUUAAAAGAAAAAGAAAUUAUAGUCAAUAGUAUCGACGAUUUUAAAGAUUCAGUUAUAAUUAUUGAACUAUUACAAGUCAUAACCAACAGACCAAUUACAAAAUAUUUUAAAAAACCAAGAACAAGAAUUCAAUCAAUUGAAAAUGCCAGUAUAGCUUUAAAUUUUAUGAAAAAUAAUUCAUUUCAAAUUUCAACACUAUAUAGUCCUCAAGAUAUUGCUGAUGGUAAUGAAAAAACAAUUAAAAGUAUUAUUUAUAUUAUUUAUUUAUUUGGUCAAGGUAAAAAACUAAAGAUUAGCAGAAUAAGAAAGAAUAGUAGAAGAAUACCAUUUAAUGCUGAUGGUAUGAUAAAUCAAUCAAUUACCACCACACCAAUUUCAUCAAAUAAAAUUGAUAACGAAGAAAUCAUACUAGAGGACACUGAUUCCGAAGAAGAAGAUUUACAUUUGGAUUCAAUUCAUGACGAUGAUGGUGACACUACCGAAGAGGAAGAUAAUAUUAAUAAUAGUGACCAGAAAAGAUCGCCAAUUGUAUCAUCUACAUCAUCGUUUGAGGCACAAAGUUCAACAUCAUCAUUAUCAUCAUUAAACUCAGUUGCAUCUACUUCAGUUACUGGUUCAUCAACAAACUCUACCUCAUCAUGGAAAAGAGAAUCUAGACAAUCCAUCGUUGAUAACUCUAGUAGUGGUCGUAACUCAAGAAGAUUCAGUGGUAUGGUAACAAGAUCUGCAAUUCUAUCUUUAAAAAGUCCAUUAAUGUCAGCUUCUUCUGGUAGUAUACCAAAUAUGAACAAUGAAGAAGCCAGUGGUGAUUCAUCAUCUUUAUCAACAUCUUCAUUACCAACUCCUAGUCAAGGCUGGUUCAAAGUUAAAGUAGAUGAGAAGAAAAAAGAAAAACCAAUUACCAAAGUACCACUUCUUGUUAAAAUAUCGCCUGUAGAUUUUGAUAGAUAUAACAACCCAGAUUUCUUAGGAAAAAUUGUUGAUUGCCAAAGAUUCAUUAGAGGCUAUAAAAGUAGAAAGGUCUUAAAGCAAAGAAAGAAAUUUAAUAACCAUAGAAAUCGUUGUUUUGGUGAAAUUUUAUCAACAGAAGAGACCUAUGUGCAAUGUGUAGAAAUGAUUGUUAAUAUUUUUUAUAAACAAAUUAUGUGGAAUGCCAAAGUUUCUCCAACUCCAUACUUGACAAUGCCAGAUAUAAAUACCAUCUUUUCAACAAUCAAUCAAAUUUUUUCAUUCAAUAGCGAUUUACUUAGCCAAUUAAGAAAGGUCAACGAAACUUGGAGCCAUUAUCAAAAGGUUGGUGAUAUUUUCCUUUCUGCUGUACCCUAUAUGAAACUUUAUAAACAAUAUUGCCUCAACUAUGAUACUGCUAUUCUCUGUUUACAAAAAGCAAAAAAGAAUCAAACCUUUAAUCUCUUUAUUAAAGCUUGUUUAGAUCACCCAGAAAACAAAAUGAAACAAAGUUUAGAAUCAUUAUUAAUUACAGUAGUUCAAAGAAUCCCAAGAUAUAUUUUAUUAAUCAACGACCUCUUAUCACAUACUUGGAAAGACCACCCAGACUAUGAAAACCUUCAAAACGCACUCAGAAAAAUUCAAUCAGUUGCCUCUGAAGUAAAUAAGAGUAUCAAGAUCGCUGAGUUACAAUCAAAAGUUUUAGAAAUUCAAAAAUCACUUGUUGGUUGGGAUGAGGAAAAGGGUGAAUUGGUACAGCCAACACGUCUUUUUGUUAAACAAGGUUAUAUUUUGGAUUGUCAAUUAGAUACAAGAUUCUCUAAAGAUCUUCAAAAACUAACAUACUUCCUUUUCAAUAAUGCUAUUUUAAUCACUGAAAAAGAAAACUCCUCUCACCGUUUCCAAUUAAAAUAUUUCUUUGAUUUAAAUGACCCAUCAACCAAACUUAAAGAUAUCGAAGAUAGUCAAGUAAUUAAAAAUUCAUUCCAGUUAAUUUUAGGUAGAACUACUGCAUUUUUAGCAACUGAAAAUAAUGAUGAAAAAUCCUAUUUAUUAAACCACAUUCAAAAUUGUAAACAAUCAAAACAAAAUAGACCAUCAACAAUAAUUUUAGAUAAUAAUAAUAGUUCAAGUACCAAUUUAAUAAAGGAUACAGAAAAAAAUAAUUUAGAAAAUAAUAAUGGAGAAAAUAAUAUAAAUAAUAGUUUAGAAAAUUUAGAUAUAAAUAAUAAUGAUAAUAAUGACAAUAGUAAUAAUGAUAAUGAUAAUAUAAAUAAUAAUAGUAAUAAUGAAAAUAGUGAUAAUACCAAUAUAAAUAAUGAAAAUAACAAUAUAAAUAAUGAAAAUAAUAAUUUAGAAUUUAAUACAGAUAAAAGCUAUACUGUUAUUAUAAAUAAAUCAGAAAGUAAAAAAGAAGCAGGUAAAAAAGAAUAUACAGUUUAUAAUAUUUCAAUUAGUGAUGAUGAAACAGGUGAAUGCUUCAAUAUAGUUAAAAGAUAUAGCGACUUUGAUAACCUCAACAAAAAAUUAACAAAGAAAUUCCCAACUGAAAAAUUAAAAGAUUUACCAAAGAAACAUUAUAUUAACUCAUUAGGCAGUAAUACUGUAGAAUCAAGAAGGCUAAUGUUAGAAGUUUAUCUUCAACACUUGUUCCAAAUCGAAUCGAUCAAACAAAGCAUUUAUUUAAAGAAUUUUAUUUCCCAACCAUCUUUAAAUGAACAAUCUGCAGAAAACUCUCAAACAACCUCACCCUCAUCAACUUCACCCGCCCCAACUUCACCCGUCACCAAUGGUAAACAUAAAAGUUUAGAUGACCUAAAACCAUAUCUAACUUUUAGAUUAAAAAAAGAAAAAAGUAGUUCAAAGUUAAAAAAAGAAAAAAGCAAUGCCAAUUUAAUUUCACCAUCACAAUCAGUUGAAGAGUUAAAUAAUACAAAUAUAAAUAUAAAUACCAAUACCAAUACCAAUACAGAUACAGAUACAGAUACAAAUAUGAAUACAAAUAAUAAUGAUAAUUAA
Dictyostelium purpureum is the source of this 3018-nucleotide messenger RNA. RefSeq lists its product as uncharacterized. Gene Ontology annotation, molecular function: phosphatidylinositol binding; protein binding; guanyl-nucleotide exchange factor activity. NCBI's taxonomy places the organism in Eukaryota, Evosea, Eumycetozoa, Dictyosteliales, Dictyosteliaceae. Bases 1 to 3018 code for a protein of 1005 amino acids. The transcript is spliced from 2 exons. The record is from RefSeq and is a predicted model, not a curated record.